AUGUCUGAAAAAGUCUUUGUCGCUACAGACGCUGCCCUCAUUCCCGAUGCUCUCCUCAUUCAUGCUGCCCUCUUCACAGAGACACGACACACAGGACAGGCAUGGGUCAUGUUCAGCAGGCCACAAUUCACUAACCUAUGGCUCUCUGUGUGCUACGGCUCUGUGUGCUACGGCUCUGUGUGCUACGGCUCUGUGUUCUACGGCUCUGUGUUCUACGGCUCUGUGUUCUACAGCUCUGUGUUCUACGGCUCUGUGUUCUACGGCUCUGUGUUCUACGGCUCUGUGUUCUACGGCUCUGUGUUCUACAGCUCUGUGUUUUACGGCUCUGUGUGCUACAGCUCUGUGUGCUACGGCUCUGUGUGCUACGGCUCUGUGUUCUACGGCUCUGUGUUCUACGGCUCUGUGUUCUACGGCUCUGUGUUCUACGGCUCUGUGUUCUACGGCUCUGUGUUCUACGGCUCUGUGUGCUACGGCUCUGUGUGCUACGGCUCUGUGUGCUACGGCUCUGUGUUCUACGGCUCUGUGUGCUACGGCUCUGUGUGCUACGGCUCUGUGUGCUACGGCUCUGUGUUCUACGGCUCUGUGUGCUACGGCUCUGUGUGCUACGGCUCUGUGUGCUACGGCUCUGUGUGUAAGAGGUACAUGUUAUGA
Molecule: messenger RNA, 651 nt
Organism: Salvelinus fontinalis (brook trout)
Lineage: Eukaryota; Metazoa; Chordata; Actinopteri; Salmoniformes; Salmonidae
Product: trophinin-like
Exons: 2
Coding region: 1-651 (216 amino acids)
Source: RefSeq, a predicted model, not a curated record